AUGGGAGGGACAUACGAUCCGAAGAAAGGAGAUUGGUGGAUGUCUUAUGGGAAUGAUACAUAUGUGGGAUGCUGGCCAGCCUGUGUGUUCUCUCGCCUCUCUGAGAGUGCAACAAAGAUAAUGUGGGGAGGUGAAGUUGUGAACUCAGAAUCUAAUGGACAACACACCACAACACAAAUAGGAAGUGGCCGUUUUCAAGAAGGUGGUUUUAGGAAAGCUAGCUUUUUCAAGGAAAUUAGAAUUAUUAAUGGCAAUAAUCAAGCCAUCCCUCCCAAUGACAUUCACACUUACACUGACCAAUCUAACUGCUACAAUGUCCAACUUGGUACUUUUAAUAAUUGGGGCAAGUACUUUUGUGGUGGUGCUAGGAGAAACCCUGAUUGCCCAUGA
Neltuma alba is the source of this 390-nucleotide messenger RNA. RefSeq lists its product as uncharacterized. NCBI's taxonomy places the organism in Eukaryota, Viridiplantae, Streptophyta, Magnoliopsida, Fabales, Fabaceae. The record is from RefSeq and is a predicted model, not a curated record. The transcript is spliced from 2 exons. The coding region runs from base 1 to 390 and encodes 129 amino acids.